AUGACCAUUUGUAUUGCAGUGCAAUAUAAAUGUGACAGUAGGAAUACAUCAUGUGGUUGUGGACGUUUUAAUGUUCAAUUGAAUUCGACAAAUAAUUUGAAUGGAGAAAAUGCGAUUCAACACAGUUGGCCAAUGAUUGUUCUUCUUGAUUUUCACUGGCCAAUACAAAGCACUCCUUGUAGUGGUUCGAUUUUAAGCAAUUAUUUUAUCUUAACGAGUGCUCACUGUGUGCAAAAAAUCUCGGCAUUUGACAUCAUAAUUAAAGCUGGUAUUCAUUAUCCACAAGAUGAAAAUGUAACAAGUCAUGUAGUAAGACGCAUUUAUCUUCAUCCUGAUUAUACAGGUCAUAGUGAUGGAUACGCUAAUAAUAUAGCACUUUUAGAAUUAAGAGAACCACUAAACUUCAAUGAUAAUCCCUAUAUUACUCCAACAUGCUUACCUAUUAAAAACUCAUCAAUAAAUGUGUCACAGUAUCCAAAAACUGGUUCACGGUUAGCUGUAAUCGGAUGGCAGUCAUUAAGAUCAGAUAAAAUAGAUAUAUUUAAUGCUCUUAAGCAAGGAGAAAUCUUCCUUAUUGGUAACAAUUAUCCAAUAUGUCGACGUUCAUUUAUCGAUCCAGAUAAACAAUUUUGUGCUGGAAUUUUAAAAGGUGGCAUAGAUCCAUGUUAUGGUGAUGCCGGUGGACCUAUCUUACAAUGGAUGGGAAACCGAUGGGAACAGGUGGGUAUAACAAGUUAUUCCAGAUGUGGAAUUCCAGGUUAUCCAAGCAUUUAUACUCGUCUAGCCUUUUAUAUUGAUUGGAUCAAUUCUAUUAUUAAAAAUCGUAAUGAAUCGUUAUAUGCAACAACAACUCGAAAUCCUCCAAUAAAUUAUAUGUGUGACAGAAAGAAAGUAAAUUGUGGUUGUGGUUAUCGUGAUGUUCGACUUCCAACUUCGAGAAUCAUUGGUGGUGAAGAUGCUAUUCCUAAUAGUUGGUCAAUGAUUGUAUCAAUUCGAGGAAAACUGUUCGAUUGGGAUGUUAAGACAAGACAUAUUUGUGGCGGUACUAUUAUUAAUGAAUGGUAUGUUCUUACAGCAGCGCAUUGUGUUGAUAAUGGUAUAACAAGUUCAUAUUCAAAUAUGUCUAUUGCAUUUGGAAUGCAUAAUCAAUUAGAAGAAAACCAAACACUUCGAGAAUUUGAUCGUAUUAUAAUUCAUCCAUUAUGGGGAGAAGGAGAACGAUUUUCAAAUGAUAUUGCUCUUCUUCAUUUAUCGGAACCACUAGAUUUUGAAGCAAAUCCAUUCAUUUCUAGAACAUGUCGACCUCCUCGAAUGAAUUCAACAGAAUAUAUAUAUAAUUAUCCAUUGAAUGCUACUCUUUUGGCUGCUGUUGGUUGGGGUCGAAGCUCUAACUCAGAGUCUCCGGAGAUAUUGCAACAAGUCGAUUUUUAUUCAAUCCAUCACAAUGAUUCAUCAUGUGCAAGCAUCUUUGAUUAUGAAACGCAAUUCUGUGCAGGUGUUGAAAAUGGUCGAAAAAAUGUGUGCCACGGUGAUUCGGGUGGCCCGAUCCUUCAAUGGCUUGGCGAUCGUUGGGAACAAGUUGGAAUAGCAUCAUAUACCCUAGAUGGUUGUGGACGCCGGGGUUAUCCAUCAUUUUUCAUACGACUAGCUGCUUAUUACGAUUGGAUAGAAUGGAAUAUUAAUCCAAAUAAUUACACAACAUCAACAUCAACAUCAACAACAACCACAAUAACAACACAAACUCCAAGUCAAACUUCAUCACUUGUAACAGCAAACAGUACAUCUGAAUUGCCUAUAAUAAUAUAUGAAUGUAAUAAGACAAUAUCAUGUGGAUGUGGAAGACUUGAUGUUUCUCUCACUUCAUCGGGAAGUGUGGGUAGCGCUGAUGCUAAAUUUUGGCGUUGGACAAUGAUUGUUUCUAUUCGUUUCAAUGAUACAGAUCAACAUUCAUGUGCUGGAACAAUUCUUACUGAUCGAUAUAUUCUUACUGCUGCUCAUUGUGUACAAAAUCAAUCUUUAUGGAAAAUAAAAGUCGUGCCUGAUAUUUACCGUUUAUCAACCACAAUUUCGAAAACUUAUCAAAUCGAUCGAAUUCAUCAACAUCCUGAUUAUAAUAAUCGAGGAAAAACUUUUGAAAAUGAUAUAGCUCUUUUACAUUUAACCGAAUCCAUGAAGAGUGUAGGCUCUUUGCUCCGUCGUUCAACAUGCGUACCUAAAGUACAGUCUCUCAUGGAUAUGUCGCAAUAUCCAUCAAGUAAAAUUCGAUUAGCAAUUAUUGGAUGGAGAAUAACAAAACAAAAUCAAAGUUAUAUAGCUAAUUAUCUUCAACAAGGCCAAAUCUCUGUUAUUGAUAAUAAGGAUACGAUAUGUUCAAACUCAACUAUAGGUUCCAAUAAACAAUUCUGUGCUGGAUUCGAACAAGAUGGAGUAGAUUCCUGUCCUGGUGAUCCAGGCGGACCGAUAUUUCAAUGGAUGAAUGGAUAUUGGGAUCAGGUAGGUAUUAUUAGUUCUGGUAAAUGUGGUAUUGAUGGUCAGAUUGGCAUCUUUACUCGACUUACUUAUUAUUAUGAUUGGAUGAUGUCUGUACUUGAUUAUGACAAUGAAACACUUGCAACAGUAACACAAAUAAAUGCUACAAAAGUUUCAAUAGUUUAUCAUUGUAAUAAAAACAAUGUUAGUUGUGGUUGUGGAUAUACCGAUGUAGAAAUAACUCAACCUCGUAUUAUGAAUGGUGAAAAUGCUGUCGAAGGAAGUUGGUCAAUGUUUGUUUCGCUUCGUAUUUUGAAUAGUAGUAAACAUAUAUGUGGUGGAACUCUUCUUUCAAAUUUAUUCGUCCUUUCCGCUGCUCAUUGUGUUAAAUCAUUUUUAUUGGCAGAUCCUUCAGAUCUAACUAUUGUGGCAGGAGUUACUAAGCAAUCAGAUCCAGAACGACAUAUACGUAAAAUUCGUCGAAUUUAUAUACAUCCAAACUAUACAGAUCAAGCUAAUGGAUUUAUAAAUGAUAUAGCUAUAUUAGAACUUGAUUAUCGAUUUUUAGUUGAUUUAAAUCCAGUAUUAAGUAAAACAUGUGUUCCACCUAUUAAUUCGUCCAUAUUAAAUAAUCAGUAUCCAUCAAAUGGUACACAAUUAGUUGUUAUUGGAUGGGGAACAACUGAACAUGAACAACCAGAUAUUUUACAACAAACAGAAGUUUUUACAAUUGAUAAAGAUUAUCCAAUUUGUUCCAAUUUAAUUAAUGAUGUUCGAAAACAAUUUUGUGCAGGAAUAUAUCAAGAGAGAAAAGAUUCAUGUCAAGGAGAUCCUGGUGGACCUAUAUUUCAAUGGCGAGGAGAAUAUUGGGAACAAGUUGGAAUUAUUUCUUAUGGAGAUGGAUGUGCUUUAAAUAGUUCUCUCCAAAUAUAUACACGACUUUCAAGUUAUGUUGAUUGGAUAAAUCAAGUCAUAAAUGAUCAUAGUAUUGCAACGCUUACUACUAGAUCAUCAACAACACUUACUACUAGAUCAUCAACAACACUUACUACUAGAUCAUCAACAACACCAAGGCGAAAUUGUGCUUUGAAACAUCAACUAAAUUCUAUUUUAUCGAAAAUAUUCAUUUUCAUUAUUUUCAUUUCAUUAAUCAAAAGUUAA
This is a messenger RNA of Rotaria sordida, 3630 nucleotides long. Lineage: Eukaryota; Metazoa; Rotifera; Eurotatoria; Philodinida; Philodinidae. The record is from the annotation of a GenBank genome assembly.